Molecule: messenger RNA, 2420 nt
Organism: Didymella exigua CBS 183.55
Lineage: Eukaryota; Fungi; Ascomycota; Dothideomycetes; Pleosporales; Didymellaceae
Product: ribulokinase
Exons: 3
Coding region: 421-2265 (614 amino acids)
Biological process (GO): carbohydrate metabolic process
Molecular function (GO): phosphotransferase activity, alcohol group as acceptor; kinase activity
Source: RefSeq, a predicted model, not a curated record
GGCACCUCCGCGGCGAUGCCCCGAAUACCCCCGCAACAGCGUUAGGUCCAAGAAAUGGUUUUGCUUGGUGGCGUGACCUCCAGCCAACAACAUUCGGGUCAUGGAUUUGGGGUCUCACAAUCUCCACAAAUUCGCCAGCUGUUCUGGCAAGUGUUCAGAAAAUCGAAAUCGCUGGCUCCGCGAAGGACAGCCUACUCCGUCUUAUUGCUGGAAAGCUGAGGUUCGCUAAGCCUUCGAUUGCCCCGCCCCCACCAAGGUGUCAAUUGGAAGGGUCCUGAAAGCUACCUAUGAGCUCAUCCCGCAAUGCGGAGCUGUACAAUACUCUCAACACGAAUUGAUAGCUCUCAAAACGACCGUUUAAUCUAACAUUCCCUUCCUUGCUUCUCUCACAUACCUCUUGACAGUUGUAAUUACUUCACUAUGGCAGCCACAAUUCCUUUCAGACAGAACUCGCGGCAGCCGUCACGCCAGAUGACCGAUCCACGCAACGAGAUCCGUCCUCAUGUCGACCAUUACAUUGGUAUCGAUGUCGGUACAGGCAGUGCCAGAGCCUGUAUUAUGAACGACCAGGGUGACAUUGUUGGUCUGGCCUCAGAGAACAUUGGCCUGUGGCAGCCACAGACCGGCUACUAUGAGCAAUCGACGACAGACAUCUGGCGAUGCAUUUGCUCCUCAGUUCGCAGAGCAAUGGACCAGCACGGCAUUGACCGAGACUCCAUCCGCGGUAUCGGCUUCGACGCUACAUGCUCGCUUUCUGUCUUCUCAGAGGAUACGGACGAGCCCAUCUCAGUCACUGGCCCGCACUUUGACAACAGAGAUGGAAACGACCGCAACGUGAUCCUGUGGCUUGACCACCGACCGGUCGAGGAGACCGAAAAGAUCAACGCUACCGACCACAACCUUCUACGCUACGUUGGCGGCAAAAUGUCCAUUGAGAUGGAAAUUCCCAAGGUGCUGUGGCUGAAGAACAACAUGCCGAAGGAGCUGUUCGAUCGCUGCAAGUUCUACGACUUGGGCGACGCUCUCACACACUUGGCGACUGGAAGUGACACUCGGAGCUACUGCAGUGUCGUCUGCAAGCAAGGCUUCGUUCCCGUUGGUGUUGACGGUAGUGUGAAGGGCUGGCAGGAAGACUUUCUGAAGGAGAUCGGAUUAGAGGAUCUGUGUGAGGACAACUUCAAACGCAUGGGAGGUGUUGACAAAGUGAAUGGCCGCUACCUCACUGCCGGCGAACUUGUUGGUACUCUCAGCGAAAAGGCUGCGGCAGAAAUGGGCCUCAACCCUGGUGUUGCCGUUGGGAGUGGUGUCAUCGACGCCUAUGCUGGCUGGAUCGGUACCGUCGGCGCCAAGGUCAAGCUUGAUGAAGACACCCUUGACAUGGGUCACGCAAAGAAUGAUGUAGAACAGGCUUUUACAAGGCUCGCCGCGGUUGCAGGAACAUCGACAUGCCAUCUCGCCAUGUCACGCGAUCCCGUCUUCGUACCUGGUGUCUGGGGACCCUACAGAGACGUUCUUUUACCCGAGUACUGGAUGGCAGAAGGUGGCCAGAGUGCAACAGGCGAGCUGCUAAAGCACGUCAUCGAAACCCAUCCCGCAUUCAACGAAGCCUCCUCCGUCGCAGAAACCUUCAAUACAAACAUCUACGACUAUCUCAACGAGCACCUCCGCGAGCUAGCUGAGCGUGAAAACGCACCACACAUCUCCUGGCUCGGGCGCCACUUCUUCUUCUACGGCGACUUGUUUGGCAACCGGUCUCCCAUUGCAGACCCAAACAUGAAGGGCUCUGUCAUUGGACUGAGCUCAGAUAAGAGCCUCGACGGCCUGGCGCUGUACUACUACGCCACGCUGGAAUUCAUUGCGCUGCAGACACACCAGAUCGUUGCCACGAUGAACAAGUCCGGCCACGUCAUCUCAUCGAUCUUCAUGUCUGGCUCGCAGUGCCAGAAUGGGCUACUGAUGCAGCUCGUAGCCACUGCGUGCGAUAUGCCUGUCCUGAUUCCCAAGUACGUGCACGCUGCUGUUGUCCAUGGUGCAGCUAUGCUUGGUGCGAAGGCAGCCAGCACAGACAAGGAUGGCAAUAGUGAGCCGCUGUGGGAUAUCAUGGAUAGGUUUAGUAAGCCGGGUAGGACGGUGAAGCCCAUCAGGGAUGAGAAUGUGAAGAAGCUGUUGGAGGCCAAGUACAAGGUUUUCCUGGAGCAAAUUGAGGGGCAGCAGAGGUACAGGACUGAGGUUGACGCCGCAAUCUCAGGCUGGACGAAGGCUUGAGGGCUGGAUCCGGAUCAGAUACGUCCUGAUCGCGAACGAGUCUAGCUCAGAUUGAUAUGCUCAUCUCGCUGCUGGCAGCUAGUGUCGUAUACAAUUUUAGACCUUGGACGUGCUUAGACGUGCGCGCUUAAUCCUGAAAUGUUGACAUUGCUUCA